This is a messenger RNA of Knipowitschia caucasica, 555 nucleotides long. NCBI's taxonomy places the organism in Eukaryota, Metazoa, Chordata, Actinopteri, Gobiiformes, Gobiidae. The record is from the annotation of a GenBank genome assembly.
AUGUCCAGGGAGGGGCCUCAGAGCAGCCUCAGUGACCUGCCCCUGGACACUCAUGAUCAGCCUCUUCCUGGUGGUGCUCUUUAUGAUUCAGGAAGUGAACAUGGAAAACAGAGCCCAGAGGAACUCUUACCAGAAGAGAGCCCAGAGGAACUCUUACCAGAAGAGAGCCCAGAGGAACUCUUACCAGAAGAGAGCCCAGAGGAACUCUUACCAGAAGAGAGCCCAGAGGAACUCAUACCAGAAGAGAGCCCAGAGGAACUCUUACCAGAAGAGAGCCCAGAGGAACUCAUACCAGAAGAGAGCCCAGAGGAACUCUUACCAGAAGAGAGCCCAGAGGAACUCAUACCAGAACAAAGCCCAGAGGAACUCAGGCCAGAAGAGAGCCCAAAGGAACUCAUACCAGAACAAAGCCCAGAGGAACUCAGGCCAGAAGAGAGCCCAAAGGAACUCAUACCAGAACAAAGCCCAGAGGAACUCAGGCCAGAAGAGAGCCCAAAGGAACUCAUACCAGAACAAAGCCCAGAGGAACUUACUUUGGGUAUUCAUAAUGUUUAA